AUGUUCGAAUGUCAAGUUAUUAGGAAACACCUACUCAUAGACAAAUAUUAUUAACUACAACUCUAUGAGGAUCGAAUCUUAAUUGGGCAAGAAAAUAGGCACCCAGCGAAAUACGAGAUAGCUUUAAAUCUAACUAAUCGCAUAAGUUGGAAAUUAAAUGAGAAACAAGAGAUCAUCGAAUUUGGAAUCAAAUACAAUAGUAACACAAAAUGGUUUGCAGGUAAGCAUGAGAAUUUUUAGAAAAUAAAGCAAUUGCUUACUAAUAAAAUAUAUAAUCACAGUAUAUCCAGUUUUUAUCAGUCAUCUGAGUUAAUUGGAUCAGGAGCUUCCAGCAAAGUCAUCACUAUAUUGGAUUAGAGUAAAGUUAAAUAUGCUGCAAAAUGUAUAAGCAAAGAUUACAUCACUAAAAAGAAGACUCCAGAUCGUUUAAAUCGACUUAUAAGUGAAAUUACCAUCCUAAGAUCUUUGUUGAAUCAUCAAAAUGUGAUUUAAUUGCUCGAUAUAUUUGAAGGUGAGUCUACCUAUUAUCUAAUUUUUGAAUAUCUCCAAGGAGACACACUUCACAAAUUCCUCAAAUCACAAUCAAAACCUCUCUCUGAAGAGAUGAUUCGCACCAUCUUGGCAUAACUACUUCAAGGAAUUCAAUACAUUCAUUCAAAUAACUACAUUCAUAGAGAUAUCAAAUUGGAAAAUAUUGUAUUAUCCACUAAACAAUGUGUUCAAAAUUUGAAGAUUAUUGAUUUUGGUUUGGCCAUCUCCUCCACAGUAUUCACACCUUUUGCCAUCUGUGGAACCCCAGGGUACAUAGCACCUGAAAUCCUUCAAUACAAAGAAUCCAGUUAGGGAUAAUUUCGAUUCACAUCAAAAGUUGACAUGUUUGGCAUUGGUGUUAUGCUCUACAGAAUGAUGACUAGGAAGUCACUCUUCGAUUCAGAACACACCAAAGAAUUACUUUCUCUUAAUCGAAAAUGUCAAUUGCCUAAAUUCUCUAUUUCUGGAUACUCUAAUGAAUUGAAUAAUCUUUUGUUUGGACUACUUGAAUCAAACCCAAUCAAGAGGUUAUCAUCAGAGGAGGCAUUGAUAAUCAUGAACAUUACCCAAAUGACUCAGGAAUUGCAAUUCUCCUAAUUCACAACUUUUCAAUAUGAUUAAGAUGAUUUUGAAGUCGAACACUCUAUAGAUUAUGCUAAUGCACCUUAUCAAUUCCCUAAUAAAUUCCUGAAAUAUGAAUUGGAAAACAGUUUCCAUUGCAAUGAAGAUCAUAAGCAUUCAAGCUUGCAUAAAUCGUUCAAACUUUCAUUCAGUCUAAGAUUAAGUUAGGAAAUUCCCAAAUAAGACUUUAUUAUUGAAGACUUUCAAAAUGUACCCUCAUGA
Paramecium tetraurelia is the source of this 1374-nucleotide messenger RNA. RefSeq lists its product as uncharacterized. Gene Ontology annotation, molecular function: protein serine/threonine kinase activity; ATP binding. Gene Ontology annotation, cellular component: cytoplasm; nucleus. The transcript is spliced from 4 exons. The record is from RefSeq and is a predicted model, not a curated record. NCBI's taxonomy places the organism in Eukaryota, Ciliophora, Oligohymenophorea, Peniculida, Parameciidae. Gene Ontology annotation, biological process: mitotic DNA damage checkpoint signaling; protein phosphorylation.